GUCGAGCACGAGAGCCGAGUCUUCGACGCGUUUUGUUUGCCUCCUAGUCUCUCGGACAGGAUCAACAACGAGCUAUGAAGGUGUCCUGAAAAUCGACGUUUUUCUGAGAUGAGCCACUCGUUUUUCAAGCCGAUUAGACAUACGUUAGUUUCUGGACGUGGAACUCCAUGAAAGCCUGAAUUUAAUCCUGAACAAGGUCUGGUCAAAGUAAUUUCUUUACUGACAGUGUAAUAAUUUUUUAAGAUGACAUUUGACGUGAUUCGAUUCACGAAUAUAUUAUUCUUCCUCCUUUGGAGCUCCAGUGUAAUAAGAUGUUAUAAUGUUCCUUGCACGUUCAACACUAUGUGCAUGUGUUGGGUUCAGGAUGACGACGAUGAUUUUACGAAGAUGGAUAUCAGUUGUAUGGGAGUUCCAUUCGCACGAUUUCCUGAUGUAUCGGUGAGUUAUGUGGCGCAACUAGAUAUCGCUGGAUCCGGGAUACAAGUGUUGGACAAUGACGCGCUUGCGAGUUCCGCAGGUGUCGAGGCUCUGGGAUUAAUGAGCAAUCGAUUAUCCAGCAUAGGAGACAAGUCUCUGCUAGGUAUUACGGACAGUCUACGUUCUCUGGAUCUAAGCUACAAUUCCCUUGAGGAUGUGCCUUUCAAGGUUUUCCGUGAUCUAAGAAAAUUAAAUUGGGUCAACAUGCAUAGCAAUCAUUUAACGUCGUUGGAUGGUGACUGGGGCCGCACGAAAGAUACUCUAACGAACGCAUUCUUCGGUGAUAACUCGAUCACUGAAGUGCCUAGAGUCUUCUCGAAUUUCGCCAAUUUAGUAUGGUUAAAUUUAGACAGUAACAACAUUGAGAAUCUCUCCAAAGAUUGUUUGCCACCGAACAUGCACACCUUGAGUAUCAACAAUAAUCUCUUGAAGGAAUUUCCACAAUCCUUGGGAGACUUGAAAGAACUGACUUGGCUUUAUAUGAGAGGAAAUGAUCUCAGGUAUCUGGAACUGCCAGAUUUUCGUAGUUCCAAUUUGGAGCUCAUAGACGUCAGCGAAAAUUCCAUCGAAUGGAUGAAGACACCCAUUCUAAGCAAUCACACUGUAAAAGUUAGAGACUUUAAUUUAGCCGGAAACAAACUGAUUUCGUUGCCAAGCAGAAUGUUCGAUCGUCUCGAAACCAGAAGAAUUCAUCUGUCGUCGAACAGUAUCAGAAAUGUCGACAAGGAAGCAUUUCGUGGUUUGGAAGAUACUCUCGAAUAUUUGAACCUGGAAAACAACGAUUUGCCGACGGUACCAAACGCUGUUAGUCAGUUGAGGAUGUUGUCGUAUCUCUAUUUGGCUAACAAUGAGAUUAGAAAUAUUUCCGGCGAGGCCUUUCAAGAAUUCGCGGAGCAUCUAAAGGCCCUCUCUCUUGCAACCAAUAGUCUGGAUGCGGUACCUGUGGCUGCUUUGUCCAGAUGCCAGAGGCUAUUGCACCUGAAUCUCGGUUACAACAAGAUCUCCCACGUCGAGCCGGGUGAUUUCGAGUGGGCCGAGGACCUUGAGAUCUUAUUGCUCAGGAACAACAUCCUGACGAAACUGAAAGCUGCGACUUUCAAAGGAGCCGGUAAACUAAAAGAGCUCAGUUUAUCCUUCAAUCACUUGACGGAACUCGACGAUGACUGCUUCGCUGGUCUCGAGGAGAGCCUAGACAUUCUUGAGCUGAGCUUCGCCUUCGCCACGGACGUCUUUCCUCGGCGUGCACUUUGGCCACUCUCGAAUCUGCGAUGGCUGGUUUUAGACAACAACAACUUCCAGACGAUCGAGGCGACGACCUUUUACUCCUUCCAGCAGCUGCGUUACAUUAACAUGGAGUCAAACAGGCUGCACUACUUGCCCGAAAGGAUAUUUCUCUCAAGCGUGCACUCAGAGUUAAGAGACGUCAAAUUGGGAUACAACUUCCUAGAGGCAAUACCAGAGUCAAGUUUCCAUAAUCUGACCGAGUUGCUGUCUCUCGAUCUGACUGGCAAUCGGAUAAAAGUCUUGGCGUCUGGCUCCAUCGUGGACUGCCCGAAGCUGGUGACCAUAUCGCUGGCUUACAACCGAAUACACAAGAUGGAGAGAAACGCUUUGUACGGUUUGUCCAGCUUGCGUUUUCUCCACUUGGAAUUCAAUAAGCUGACCUUGCUGGAUUUGGGUGCUAUCUCAGAGAUCGGUGGUCCCGAUUUUGCUCUAAACGUUUCUUACAAUGCGAUCGCGUCUGUCGACUCGGGAUCAACAAUGAACAAUCUUACCAGAUUGGAUCUUGGAUUCAAUAAUAUCAGCCACUUACCGGCGGACACGUUUUACGGAACGCCCGAUUUGAAAAACUUGUAUCUGCAGAACAAUUAUCUCGCCACAAUUGAUCCUGGAACAUUUGCAUUCCCGCAUUUGGAAACUCUGGAUCUAAGUAACAAUAAGAUAGACACAUUACGCAAGCAAUCCUUCCACGGUUUGGAAUCUCUUCAAUGGUUGAACCUCGGCGGAAAUGAAAUAACGCAGUUGUCGACAGAGCAGUUCAGAAAUCUAAAAAAUCUGAGGAUCCUGAUUCUCUCAAACAAUAAAAUUCGUUCGUUACCAAAGGAUGUUUUUGAGGGUACCAGAUUAGAAAUCCUCGACCUCAGUCACAAUAAAUUCACCGUCGUGCCCUCGUCGUCGUUCUUGGAAGUCGGUUAUACUCUGAGGGACCUCGACAUGGCGGAAAAUUUCCUGGAUCACCUUGACUCGACUGCUUUCCCGACUUCUCAACUGGUGUCUCUGAAUCUGGCGCAAAAUCGUCUGACUAUUCUGCCAGACAAUUCAUUCGUUUCCCUGGGAAAAUUACUGAGCCUGAACGUGUCUCUAAAUAUUCUCCAGGCAAACUUUAAAGAGCUGUUUCAUUACUUACCAGAUCUCAGACAUCUCUAUCUGGCUAAUUGCGGUCUUAGAAACAUACCGUUACUGCCAUUGACGAACUUGAAUAUUUUAGAUUUAUCUUUUAACAAUGUUGACGAGACUACUGACAAGCAGUUUCAAUAUUUAGAAGGUUUAAAAAUUCUUUUACUGGUAAAUAACUCGUUGACGUUAAUGCCUGGCGUUAGACUGAGUCUCUUGAGGGAACUUGAUGUUUCUGGCAAUCCUAUCGAGGAACUGACGAAAGAAAGCUUCUUGGGCUAUCCGAGAUUAGAAAAAUUAAACUUGAGAAAUUUAAAUCGGACCAGAUCAGUGGACAAGGAUUGUCUGCAAUCUUUGAAAUAUUUAAAACACCUGCGAAUACAAACGUGGCCGCAGGCCGACGGGUUUCAUUUACGUCAACUGCUGUCUGGUUUACCGCUUCGGACGGUCGAGAUUCAAGUGACGGAGCAUCUGCUGAAACAUCAAAUACAAAAUGUUUUCACGAAACAAUUGAGAGAACUGACGAUUACCGGAAAUGAUCUUGAGUUGAUAUCCUCCGAAGCGUUCUCCACUAUCGAAGGCGGAGAGUUGAUAUUGAGAAUCAAAGACACGCACGUUCAACGAUUACAAUCGGAUAUUUUUCUAUCGUUGACGAAGAGAUUAUCACAGCUUACUUUGGACCUAAGAAACAAUCAUAUCAACGAAUUAAGUCCGUCAAUAAUUUACGGGAAUCUUUCCUGGGAAACUGUAGGGACCAACAUGGUAGCUGGUGGACUGCAAGUAUCAGGCAAUCCGCUCGAAUGCGACUGCGAGAUUGCAUGGCUGAGUUUGUGGCUACGUAGAUGGCUCAGAGAGUCUCGACAGAUUCACACAGCGUCGCAAUCCGAUGCCAGACAACUCAGGACCAUAGCCGGCCGAGCUGUGUGCACGGAGACAACUCCGUCUUACUCCUCUGACAAGGUCUUGCUGACUCUCGGCACGCCGCAUACCGCUUGCCAAGCGUCCGCUCUCAGCUCGGGAAAUUACGAACGACUGGCGACAGCCUGGUUGGCCUUCGUCAAAUUCUUCAUCCUCGUUUUCAUUGCCAAUUAAUUACGAAUUUAUACCAUGACAUUUCCUUGGGCCUAGUCUUCAAAGUUCACAACGUGAUCUUUUUUUAUGUAAGAUUUACCAAUAAAAGUAGUUAAAUAAUUAUGAGAAAA
Wasmannia auropunctata (little fire ant) is the source of this 4073-nucleotide messenger RNA. Its product is annotated as chaoptin-like. Bases 244 to 3963 code for a protein of 1239 amino acids. Lineage: Eukaryota; Metazoa; Arthropoda; Insecta; Hymenoptera; Formicidae. Gene Ontology annotation, cellular component: extracellular matrix. Gene Ontology annotation, molecular function: protein binding. The record is from RefSeq and is a predicted model, not a curated record. The transcript has 10 exons.